GAAGCAUACCAACCUCAGCACUACAUUCCCGCUUUCCCAGGAUACACUUCCAAAUCAGGCACCUUGAUUUUACUUCGUGUUUGCGUGUAUUAACCAUGCGAUGUCUAGCAAUGAGAACAUGGUUGGCGAUGAUGAUUGUACUAUUUGCGACAAGCCUCCCCAGCAUCGCCUCGGACAGUCUCACAGUGGGCACCUGUAGAGGGAGAAUGGGUAAUCGUGAGAUCUACAAGAAAGUUGAUCGUGUUUGUGAAGACUGCGCUAAUAUCUUCCGAUUGCCAGGAUUGGAAGGUUUGUGUAGAGAUCGGUGCUUCUACAACGAAUGGUUUCUGCUUUGUCUGAAGGCUGCCAACAGGGAGGACGAGAUCGAAAAUUUUAGAGUGUGGAUAAGUAUUCUGAACGCCUGAAAAUGAUUUUGAGAACAGAAGGCUUUCUGUUAGGUUAAUGGUACCCACAAGUGACAUUCCAGUCUGAGCCUACAAGGUCUAGCGGUCACGCAGAGCAUGUACAGGAAAGAUUACAUGUGAAAUAUUGUUUGAUCUGCAGUCUAUCAUGACCUAGAUCCCUGUUUAUUUUGCAGAUCAUAUAUUGCACUGAUCUGAAUUUGGAAAAAAAAA
Molecule: messenger RNA, 614 nt
Organism: Penaeus monodon (black tiger shrimp)
Lineage: Eukaryota; Metazoa; Arthropoda; Malacostraca; Decapoda; Penaeidae
Product: molt-inhibiting hormone-like
Exons: 3
Coding region: 96-404 (102 amino acids)
Biological process (GO): circadian rhythm
Cellular component (GO): extracellular region
Molecular function (GO): neuropeptide hormone activity
Source: RefSeq, a predicted model, not a curated record